Molecule: messenger RNA, 2586 nt
Organism: Argiope bruennichi
Lineage: Eukaryota; Metazoa; Arthropoda; Arachnida; Araneae; Araneidae
Product: GTP-binding protein 8-like
Exons: 8
Coding region: 490-1299 (269 amino acids)
Cellular component (GO): mitochondrion
Molecular function (GO): GTP binding
Source: RefSeq, a predicted model, not a curated record
UAGUCAUUAUUUACAACCACAUUCGAGGAUCCAUUCUGGUGCGAACGAUACUCGGUAUCCCGAUGGACGAGACUUCUCUAAGGGGUGGUACCUAGUAAUGAGUGCUUAUUACUCCUCCUAAUUCCCGAAUCCAUCCCCUUUCUAAAUGUAAACAUCUCCUCUCCUCAUCUUUCUUCUCACCCCUGUAUUGACACAAUAAACGCUUCCUGACACAUGCGCAAAAUUGAGAAGAGUUUCCGAAUCCGCGAUUGAACAUUUCGUAUUAACAGAAUGUAAACAUUUCUGUGAGGACAAUGAUGUUUAAGUAAGAAUAAUAUAGUCCUCGGUAUUUGAUUAUUAAUUCAGAGUCUGAAUAUUUGCUUCUAAAUUACUUUGCCGACAACAGCAAUAAGAUUUGCUUUUUUAUGAAGUGUGUUGUACAAUUCCAUCUACACCACUGUCUUCUGUUAUAAACCAGCCAUUGUUUUAUUUUUCUUAUAAGGUGAAAGCAUGAAUGGUUUUAAUCGCUUUACUAUUACUCUAAGAAGAUGGAUGUCUACUUAUCCUAGUGCUAAGAAAAUUGAUCCUCGAUUUAAAAAUCCUUGCAGUGAACUGCAGCAAUUUAUUGAAGUACCAUUAUUUAAAGAUGAUGAAAUUCCUUUUAAUCCUAGUAUCCAAGAUAUGAAGUUAGCUCAAAAACUCUUUAUGCCAGAAAAGGGACAUGAAAUAAAAUAUAUUGCAUCUGUUUCUGAUAUUGAAACUUUUCCUCAUCAUAAUUUACCUGAGGUUACAUUUAUAGGCCGUAGUAAUGUUGGAAAAUCUUCUUUAUUACGAGCUUUAUUUGUUAGAGUUCCAGGAUUAAUCUUAAGAACGUCUAAAAAACCCGGUGAGCAAACAGUGAACUUUUUACAAGUAGGAAACAGUCUUUGCCUUGUUGAUAUGCCUGGAUACGGAUUUCGUCAAGCUGAGGGCUUCUUGAAAGCUGUUGAAGGCUACUUGAAAACUCGUAAAAACUUAAAAAGGACAUUUUUGCUAGUGGAUGGUAAAGUUGGUUUUCAAAAGUGGGAUGAAGUAGCUUUAGAUAUGUUAGAAGAAUUUAAUAUUCCAUAUGGUCUUGUCAUGACAAAAAUUGACAAAGCUAUACCAUCCCAAAGACUCAGGAAUAUGUUAUAUCUUCAACAGAUUAGAAAUAAAUACACAUCUGCAAGUUGUUUUCCUCAGCCUUUUAUGAUUAGUUCCAUUACUGGUGAAGGAAUUGCAUACUUGCAGGCCUACAUUGCUCAUCUAACAGGAAAUCUAAUGCUUGAAGGAUCUUCUUAAGAAGUUAAUUGAUGUUAACUGCUGAAUCUUCGUAUCGAGUUGAUUUAAUGAAGAUUCAUGUCUUUAUAAAUAUUUAUGAAUGUAAACAAUAUUUUGUUCUGAAGAAAUUACAAGUGUACUUUGUGUAUAGCCUUAUUUUUCUUAUCUUAUUUAUGAAAUCUCCCUGUGUAAUUACUAUUGCAGUUUCUGAACAGUUUUUUUCUUGUAACUAUGAAUAUUGCUUAAAAAUUUUGCUGAAUUUAAUUCAAAAGAAAAUAAUUUUAAGAGGUAUUUUAUCUGAACAUCCGAUCUGAAGGUGUAGGAUCAUUACAAUUGGAAUCCAGAUUAAACACUGUGAAUAAUUGUUAUCAAUUUUAUGAUUCAAGAAAAAGCAAAUUAGAAAUUAUAGUAUCGGAUGAUGAGCAUGGUAUUUUCCGUGUAGUCACAUGCUAUUUAAAAAGCAUCUAUUAUUCAGUUAAUUUUAGUAAAACAAUUAUUUUGAUUGAACAUUGAGUGAAAAGGUUCGAUCUUGUUUCUGUUUGGUUCUCUACUAUGAUCAUUUCAAAGAAAUCACAUUUUUUCUCUUGAUAAAUUUCUUAAAUAAAUGUUUCGUGUAGGGCUCGCCCGAUGGUAGCUUUGUUUUUAGGAGUUUUUGAAAUUUAUUUCUUUGUACAAAAAAUCUUUUAAUGCCUUUAUUUUUCUAAUUUUAUAUUUUGUUCUGUGUUCCAGUAUUUAAUUUUAUGUUUUGUUCUUUGUUCCAGUAUGUAAUUAUAUGUAUAAAUUCUAGUUUAUAAUUUUAUAUUUUAUUGCUAUGUGUUCAUUAAACAUGCUGGAUUUGUUUCAUUUCGAUAAUUCUUGGUAACUCUCUUCAUUAUGACUAUUACUUUCUUGAAUGUGUUUCUAAAAUGGAUUUUUUUAAACAGCUCGUAUAAUUCCUGUUUACAAAGUUUGGGGCAGUUCAUUGUUGUACAUAUAAAUGUUAAAAACUUAUGUGUUUGCAUGAUGCGAAGUGAUUUUCAAAUUUAAAUGAAAAUUAUGUUUCUGUGGUAUUAAUUUUAUAUUGUUCAAUAUUUGAUGGAUUGAUGUUUAUGUAUAUUGGAUAAUUGGUGGGUUUUAAAUAGAUUGCUUUUUUAUGUUGCUGUUAAUUGUUUCAUUUUUUCAGUAUAUAUAUAUAUAUAAUAUUGAUAAAUGGGCUACUAAAAUUAUUUUUGUUGCUGAUUGCAUGUGGCAAUCCUCCAUUUUUCAGACUUUAAUUUUUAGAAUUUACUUUUAUCAGUAUUGUACAUAAAUCCAGAAUUUUGAUUUCAA